Molecule: messenger RNA, 3396 nt
Organism: Triticum turgidum subsp. durum (durum wheat)
Lineage: Eukaryota; Viridiplantae; Streptophyta; Magnoliopsida; Poales; Poaceae
Source: the annotation of a GenBank genome assembly
AUGGACAUGGGCGGGGGUGUGGCCGGCGCCACAACGCUCACCUCCAGCGAGCAUUCCCUAGAGAAAAAUGGGAGGCUUGCGGAUCCGAAAAUCUGGCCACCAUCCAAACGCACGCCAACGCCUACAAUCAACGCCGAAAUUUUGAAUAAGCAUUUGUGCAAUUGGCCUUCAUUGACUCGUGUCUAUGGGAGGGCGCACGCUUCUGGAUUUGGGAGGGCAGCGGGGCGGCGGCGUUCGGCGUCCGGGGCAUAUCCGCCGACGUCGACUCCAACAGGUGGCUUUGCUCCUGAACCUCCCUUCCUCGCAGGUCCCAGCCUCCCAGGCUCAUUCCCUCUCUUGGCCGACCCCCGAGCCGCCGGACCCCGCUGUUCGCCGGCGGCAGUAGAGAAGCGCCCGAGCUUCCUCCCAGCGAAGCGGCGCCACUUCCACUGUUCCAAGCUUGGAGCGGAGAGCAUUCAGGAGAUCCAUCCAAGCCGAUUCCUUCUGCUGUGUCCAGAACUACGGAUGAGUUCGAAGAAGGUUCCGUUCAACCGUCAUAAGGAGAAUGAGGAGGCGAGGAAGAAGAGGGAGGAAGAUGAAGCGGCGCGCGUCUAUGCGGAGUUUGUUGAGUCAUUCAAGGGUGAAAGCACAUCUGGAUCGAAGUUUGUCCGUGGGGGCGUGAUUGAUCCCAAUGCCAAGCUGAGAGCUGAUUCUGAAGUUUCAGUAUCAAUCAUGAUGGAUCUAUGCACUAUUUCUUUUAUUGCUCCAAUUAAUCAAGAGGCCGCCAUUUUUACUCGUUCGACAAUGACAGGUGGAAAGUCGAAAGAUGGGUGGUCUGUUCCAAAGAAGGGCAGUAGGUAUGUUCCAUCUUUUUUGCCGCCAUCAUUUGGGAAAGAGCCAGACAAAAAGAAGGAAGAUGAGCGGCCGAAGGAAAAGGAAAAAGGAAAGCCACGGGCAAUAGAUAAGUUCAUGGAGGAACUCAAGUUUGAGCAAGAGCUUCGGGAAAGGCGUAAUCAAGAACGUGACGGUCGACACGGUGACACCUCCACGUCCUCUAGCCAUUUUGAUGAACUACCAGAUGAAUUUGACCCCAGUGGGAGAAUACCAGGGUCAUUUGAUGAUGGGGAUCCACAAACCACAAACUUAUAUGUUGGCAAUCUCUCUCCUCAGGUGGAUGAGAAUUUUCUUUUGAGGACAUUUGGUCGGUUUGGACCUAUCGCUAGCGUCAAGAUUAUGUGGCCUCGAACAGAAGAAGAACGCAGAAGGCAAAGAAACUGUGGGUUUGUUGCAUUCAUGAAUAGAGCAGAAGGACAGGCAGCCAAGGAUGAAAUGCAAGUUACUAAAUUACUUAACGCAGGUGUUAUUGUAUACGACUAUGAGCUGAAGAUUGGGUGGGGCAAAUCUGUUGCUCUUCCAUCACAAGCACUGCCUGCUCCUCCUCCAGGACAUAUGGCAAUCAGAAACAAGGAGGGUGGUACUGUAAUCAUAUCUGGUCCUGGAGGUCCACCUGUUGCAUCAGUUACACGGCAAACCUCAGAGCUGGUCCUUACUCCAAAUGUUCCUGAUAUAGUAGUUGCUCCACCAGAUGAUUCACAUCUUAGGCAUGUGAUUGACACGAUGGCUCUGCAUGUACUUGAUGGUGGAUGUGCUUUCGAACAAGCUAUAAUGGAAAGAGGACGAGGGAAUUCUUUAUUUAACUUCUUGUUUGAUCUUAAAUCGCAAGAGCACACAUACUAUGUCUGGCGGUUAUACUCCUUUGCUCAGGGCGAUACUUUACAACGAUGGCGAACCGAACCAUUUAUCAUGAUUACUGGAAGUGCAAGAUGGGUUCCACCUGCUUUGCCAUCCAGCCGAAGUCCUAAUCAUGAAAAAGAAUCUACUUUUGCAGCUGGUAGAAGCAGGCGUGCGGAAGUGGAGCGUACACUGACUGAUUCACAGCGUGAUGAAUUUGAGGACAUGCUACGCGCAUUGACAUUAGAGAGGAGUCAGAUAAAGGAAGCAAUGGGAUUUGCGUUAGAUAAUGCUGAUGCUGCUGGAGAGCUUAAAAUUAUGAAUUCAUUCUGGUUGAUUGAUUCUAUUUCAUGCGUCCUGCUAUUUUUCCUUAAUGUCUCAGUUACUCUACGUGAAACAUUCUACAGCUUGCAACAAUUCCCAAGAUCAGUGAAUAGCUUGAUCAUUAUUGUCGAGGUUCUUGCAGAAUCUUUGACACUUAAGGAGACAUCUAUUCCCACCAAGGUUGCAAGGCUUAUGCUAGUGUCCGACAUCCUUCAUAACAGUAGUGCUCCCGUGAAGAAUGCUUCUGCGUUUCGAACCAAGUUUGAGGCUGCUAUACCUGAUGUCAUGGAGAGCUUCAAUGACUUGUAUCGCAGUAUUACAGGAAGGAUUACUGCUGAAGCUCUGAAGGAGAGGGUUUUGAAAGUUCUACAAGUAUGGGCAGACUGGUUUCUGUUUUCUGAUGCAUAUCUGAAUGGGCUGAAAGCUACCUUUCUUAGACCAGGCAACUCUGGGGUCACCCCUUUCCACUCUCUAUGUGGUGAUGCACCUGAAAUUGAAAAGAAAACUAGCUCCGAGGAUGGUACUAAUGGAUUUAGGCUUGAUGAAGAUGGUGCCCUGGCCACAGGAAAGGCAGCAGCAACGAAGGAGCUGUUAGGGCUUCCGCUUGCUGAGCUUGAACGUCGUUGUAGACAUAAUGGCCUCUCGCUAUGUGGUGGUAAAGAGAUGAUGGUUGCCAGGUUGCUCAGCCUAGAGGAGGCUGAGAAGGAGCGAGUAUAUCAGAAAGAUGUCGACAUGAAAUAUGGACAAGGAGAACCUCAUAGAACUGGGAGAGAGGAUAUUGGUUUGAAUGCGCGUAGUGCUUCGAGACCUGGAGAAGCUUCUAAAUGGAAUCGAGAGGAUGAUGGCAGCAGCGAUGAAGAUAGAAAAGAUGGUCAAGGAUUGGGAUUGAGCUAUUCAUCUGGAAGUGAUAUUGCUGGUGAUCCUGGGAAAGCUGAUGCAACAGAAAUUAGUACUGAUCACACAAUUCAUCAUCCAGAUACAAUUGUUGAUGAAGAGCAUAGGCAGAAGCUGAGGCAGAUUGAGAUUGGUGUCAUGCAGUAUCGUGAAUCUCUUGAGGAGAAGGGUUUGUGGAACAUGGAGGAGCUUGAGAGGAAGAGAGAAUACCAUUGGACCGGAAAGAAAGGUAUGAUGAUGCACGCAAUUCUUCCAAGAAGCGGCCUCACAGCCCAAGUAAGAGCCGUAGUCCUUCAAAGAAAUCAUCACUGGAUAGAGACCGAGAGCACAAUCGCAGCAGAGACAGAUUGCAUGGUAAUGAUGUUGGGAGAGACAGAGCACGCGAAAAAAGUUCAGGCCGAGAGAAGGAUGAUCACCAUGAUAGAAGCAGAGAAAGAGAAAAGGACAGGAGAAAGGGGAGGUGACUGA